ACCUAUCAGUCUACCACUAGUCAUAUCUAGUCGCUCUCCUCCAUCCAAGCGAACAGAGGAGCACGAGGAAGCAGCAGUGUCGGCAAUGGCGAGGCUCCAGCCAGCACUGCCCUUCCUCCUCCUGCUCCUCCUCAUCGCCGGCGCCGCGGCGGGGCGCGCCGGCGGCGUCCGGACGCUGAUCUUCAUCCUGGCGGGGCAGUCCAACAUGAGCGGCCGCGGCGGCGCCACCAGCGGCGUCUGGGACGGCGUCGUGCCGCCCGAGUGCGCGCCCUCGCCGCGCAUCCUCCGCCUCUCCCCCGCGCUCCGCUGGGAGGAGGCGCACGAGCCACUGCACGCCGACAUCGACGUUGGCAAUGUCCUCGGCGUCGGGCCCGGCAUGCCCUUCGCCCACGCUGUGCUCGCCGCCGGCAAGGGCGCGGGGGCCACCGUGGGGCUCGUCCCCUGCGCGCAGGGCGGCACGCCCCUCGCCAACUGGACGCGGGGCACGGAGCUGUACGAGCGGAUGGUGACGCGCGCCAGGGCGGCCAUGGCCGGCUGCAACGGAGGCGGCGAGCUGGCCGCCAUUCUAUGGUACCAGGGGGAGACCGACGCCAUGAAGCGGGAGGACGCCGAGCUCUACCAGGGGCGCAUGGAGGCGCUCGUGCGCGACGUCCGCCGCGAUCUCGGCCGGCCGGAUCUCCUCGUCAUCCAGGUCGGGAUUGCGACUGCGCAGUACAACGGCAAGUUCCUCGGCCGUGUGAGGGAAGCUCAGAAGGCAGUCACGGCCACGGUCCCGAAUGUCAAGUACGUCGACGCCAUGGGGUUGCCCAUUGCGAGCGAUAAGACGCAUCUUACCACUGAAGCUCAGGUCCAGCUCGGGAACAUGCUAGCCAAGUCGUAUCUAGAAACGCUGUAAUAAUCUUUCGAUCGGCAUGUAACUUUUUAUAAGAAACAUGGGAUUAUAUGCAAUUAAGUUAAGCAAUGCAUUUGAUUAGGAAACGGACAGAACAAGACAUAUGUGUAUCUGUGAAACUCUGAGCGAAGCUUUAACACUUUACACACUA
Molecule: messenger RNA, 1043 nt
Organism: Setaria italica (foxtail millet)
Lineage: Eukaryota; Viridiplantae; Streptophyta; Magnoliopsida; Poales; Poaceae
Product: probable carbohydrate esterase At4g34215
Exons: 1
Coding region: 86-895 (269 amino acids)
Source: RefSeq, a predicted model, not a curated record